This is a messenger RNA of Didymodactylos carnosus, 960 nucleotides long. Lineage: Eukaryota; Metazoa; Rotifera; Eurotatoria; Philodinida; Philodinidae. The record is from the annotation of a GenBank genome assembly.
AUGGCUCACGCGUGUCCAUCCGUUGGUAUCGAAUAUUCCUCAGUUAGAAACAUUAAAGAAGUUUUGCACGUCGCUUCAUCUCAAAAGUAUGAUUUUGUCGUUGUAUCCAUAAUACGUACACAAUAUGGCUCAGAAUUAUUAAAUUGUUAUGGAACACAUCAAAGUCGAUGGCCACGCAUAGCCAGUCGUCUCAAAGGCGUUGGUGAAAGUGCUGAAAUGUCCACAGCACUUGUGGCUUGUGUUAAACAUGUAGCUGGUAUCGAUUCAUCCAAUAGAGAACGACGUGACAAAGCAAAAAAAUUGUUGAUGGAUGAAUUGGGCAUAGCACAAUAUUUUUCGGUUGCUCGUGUGGUUAUUCGUGUUCGAAAUUGCAACUAUUGGUUUGUGUUUCCAACACGUGCCCGACAAAAACCAGAUGGCACAUCUUUCGACAUCGAUGAAGGUGAUGAAGCUGAGUUAGAAACAUGGCUGUGGUGGAAUAAAAUACAAAAAUUGUGUCACUAUCAUGGGAAAGUGUAUCCCGUCCUUGGUGAGGAAUUAUCAGCGGAUGUUAUGUCUGAAAAAGCACAAAAACGUUGGUUGGGCGAGCCAGUGCGAGCAAUCAUAUUACCAACAAGAAUAUUUUUGUCAAAUUCUCGAGGUUAUCCAAUAUUAUCCCAACCACAUCAACAAUUUAUUCUGAAAAUGAUGAAACUGAAAGUACAGUUUGUUAUCAAAGGUAUUAACCCAAAUGAUUCUGGAACUUUUGAACUUUAUCAACAAUACCUCAAACAUAUUACAAAACAAUCCGAACCGACAAAUCGUGUUCUUGAGUCAUUUACACAUGGUUAUGAAGAUCGUUUACAAAUACCAUUGCAACCACUAGCCGAUAAUUUGGAAUCUCGUACAUAUGAAAUAUUUGAAAAAGAUCCAAUUAAAUAUGUCCAGUAUGAAAUGGUAUAUGCAACUGAUUAUUUUUAA